Messenger RNA from Capsicum annuum, 1325 nucleotides. Its product is annotated as high mobility group B protein 9. Gene Ontology annotation, molecular function: DNA binding. Bases 317 to 1144 code for a protein of 275 amino acids. The transcript is spliced from 5 exons. The record is from RefSeq and is a predicted model, not a curated record. NCBI's taxonomy places the organism in Eukaryota, Viridiplantae, Streptophyta, Magnoliopsida, Solanales, Solanaceae.
CCAUAACAGUUCAAGUAUGAAACUAAAAAAACUAGAACAACUCACCUCUGUUUUCUUGAUCCUUUUAACUCAUUUUUUUUUCUUUGUUUUGCUAUGAAGAAGAUGCCAAAGUUAAACAAACUCUCUGCACAUAACAUAACCGUUGUUUGACCUUUUAACACUUGUCUAUAACUUUCUGAUCAUUUCACCAACUUGUUUUCCUUAAAUACCCCAAAUUUUCUAAGUUUUAUUCAUUACUUCUUUCAUUCAUUUGCUUCUGUUUCUCCAUUAUUCAGCUUUCUUUGUUUCAUCUGUUUCUUGAUUUCCCGGUGGUACGAUGAUGUCUCAGGCAGCUAUUAUUCCAACACCAAUGGCAUCACAUGAGAAAAUUGUGAAUGAUCCAACUCUCUUCAUGGAGUGCCUCAAGAAUUUUCACUCUGUUUUGAGUACAAAGAACACGAUUCCUGUGAUUGGAGGAAAGGAGCUUGAUUUGCAUGUCUUAUAUGUUGAGGUGACAAAAAGGGGUGGCUUUGACAAGGUUGUAGCUGAGAAGAAAUGGAGAGAAGUGAGUUCUGUAUUUAGCUUUUCUCCAACCACAACAAGUGCUUCAUAUGCAUUGAGGAAACAUUAUUUCACUUUGCUUCAUCACUUUGAACAAGUUUACUUCUUCAGGCAUAAUUUUCCAGGAUCAAGGUGUUUCCAAGCAGAAGGGACAAUUGAUGCCAAAUUUGAUUGUGGUUAUUUUGUGUCCAUGAAAAUGGGAUCUGAAGUUCUUAGUGGAGUACUUUAUCAUCCCCACCAACAAGCUCCAUCAUCUUCUUCAAAAUUAGCUGCACAAAAUUGCAAUGCGGUUGUACCUUACAAUGCACCACGUCACCACCAUACUGGGCGGAGGAACAGGAGGAGGAAAAAUGGUGAUCCUAAUCACCCAAAAGCUAACAGGAGUGGAUACAACUUCUUCUUUGCGGAAAAACAUGCCAUGCUCAAAUCUCUUUAUCCGCAUAAAGAGAGGGAAUUCACAAAAAUGAUUGGAGAAUCUUGGAAUAAUCUUUCUCCUGAGGAAAAAAUGGUCUAUCAAAACUAUGGAGUGAAAGACAAGGAAAGGUACCAGAAGGAACUGAAAGAGUAUAAAGAAAGAAAGAUGACCGAAUCAGCUUCCUACUAAAGGUGAUCGACUGGCAGAAGAAAAAGAGAAGGAGAAUAGUCUUGACAUCAACUUGUAAAUUGUUGUAUCGUAGUGUAGUUUCAAAGCUGUAGCUUAUUCUGAGGAUCAAAACUUUGUUAUAACUUAUGUAGGAUAGUUCAAAACUAUUUUCCAAGUGAAGUUUCUCAAAACAUUUGUUUUC